Messenger RNA from Coregonus clupeaformis (lake whitefish), 1082 nucleotides. RefSeq names its product tissue factor pathway inhibitor-like. Gene Ontology annotation, molecular function: serine-type endopeptidase inhibitor activity. The record is from RefSeq and is a predicted model, not a curated record. The coding region runs from base 158 to 535 and encodes 125 amino acids. The transcript has 3 exons. NCBI's taxonomy places the organism in Eukaryota, Metazoa, Chordata, Actinopteri, Salmoniformes, Salmonidae.
UAACCCCACAGUUAUAUCAUAACUUAUAUUUCUCUCUCCCUCACGUGUCCCCUCGUAUCCCACUGCGUGAGUAGUCUCAGUUUGCGACCGCGUGCUGCAUGUCUUCCUUCCUCGUUUACAAACCCGCUUGUUCUGCUUUCAGCUCACUGUAAGUUGGAUGUCGAUAGUGGCACCAACUGCGGGGACUAUGCCCAGUGAUGGCACUUUAACAAAGCUCGGUGCAUGCUCACCCUUCUGGUACAGCGGUUGCGACGGUAACGCCAACCGUUUUAGCACGGAAAACGAAUGCUUCGAGACGUGUGGCACUUACAAUCACGCAUCCCUCCUGAGGACAGAGGAAAGUAUAGUUCUUAACCAGGAUGCAUGUUUCCUCAAACAGGACGAGGGAGGUUGUCAGAACUACACUCUGAAGUGGUACUUUGACACGACACAGAGCGAGUGCUCCCGUUUCUGGUAUGGCGGCUGUGGCGGCAACGGUAACCGCUUCGAGACGCAGGAGGCUUGCGAAGGCCUCUGUCUGAGGAGAAAGCAUUAAAACGCACAACUCCACACAUCUAAAACCCUGAAUAGAGCUGAAGGUGUGAACAUCAAAAACAGCACUGUCUGUAUAAAUAACUCUAGGCCUUAUCUUUAGCAUUUAUUUGUUCUUCUUUUGGGUAAAAAUGAAUAUUUUUCUAUUUUAUUAAAGUCUGUUCAAGCAGACCUAAGUAACAAAUUUGACUCUCAUGUAGGCAUGAAACAAACAUACAUAAGGGCACUGAUGCUUUUGUGAGAAUGACCUUACAGCAAUAAAACUACCUGUAUGACCCCUUGGUGCUAUUUUCCACCCUAAUUUCACAGAUCAACAGCUACCAAACCAACUCAAGCACCACUCCAGUCAUAGCAAGUGUUCUUAAUAAUCCCACUAUGAAAGGCAAUGCACUGUUAACUUCUGGAGCUUGGAUGUUUACCGUAGCUGUAAAUUCAGGUUGUAUGUCAUCCGCUCAGUGUUUGUAAAUAGGAUUUGUUGCACUGUGUGUCUGUUUCCUCUAACUUUACCAUUUGGUGCUAAGUGUUGAAAAUAAAACUGCACAAAUUCCUUA